Xiphophorus couchianus (Monterrey platyfish) is the source of this 1261-nucleotide messenger RNA. RefSeq lists its product as uncharacterized. Lineage: Eukaryota; Metazoa; Chordata; Actinopteri; Cyprinodontiformes; Poeciliidae. The record is from RefSeq and is a predicted model, not a curated record. Gene Ontology annotation, molecular function: transmembrane signaling receptor activity. Gene Ontology annotation, biological process: cell surface receptor signaling pathway; immune response. The transcript has 6 exons. Gene Ontology annotation, cellular component: external side of plasma membrane. Bases 214 to 1149 code for a protein of 311 amino acids.
CUUCAGAGUUUCCACAUGGUUCUGUUGAGUGGCUAAACGUCCAUCAAAGCAGGUUGACUUAAUUAAUGUUUUACUUGUAGACUGAGUGUAUUUAACAAAGUAAUGUGAGAUCUGGGGCUGCAUUUGUACAUAAACACUGAAACAGGAAGUUGUGGCUGCAGUGACAACAUUGGUGCAGUCGGUACUCAGACCACCGAUCAGUCACUGUGCAGUAUGGAGGUCACAACACUCUGCGCUAUUUUUGUUUCUUUUCAGGUCCUUCCGAACAGAUCGCAGUUCUUCCAGUAUGAAUCUGUCGCCUUCAGCCUGAACUGUGACCAGCAGGAAGACGCUGCUGCAUGGAGAAUAAAAAGGAACACAUCCAAACAAAUCAAUUCACUUUGUCCUUCAUAUUCAACUGGAACGACUGGAUCUUCAUGCUUUCUAAGUGAGCUUUAUGAAAUGGACUCUGGAGUGUACUGGUGUGAAUCUGAGGCUGGGAAGAUCAGCAACACCAUCAACAUCACUGUUACUGACGGUGAGUUGAUCCUGGAGAUCUCAGCUCUUCCAGUGAUGGAAGGAGACGAUGUGGUUCUGCGAUGUAGAACGAGGAGAACACUAUCUGGAAAUAUUUCAUCUACGUUUUAUAAAGACGAUCUUUUCAUUGGGAACAGUGUGAGAGGAAACAUAACUCUACAGAGGGUUUCUAAAUCCGACGAAGGACUCUACAAGUGCCACAUAUCUGGAGUUGGAGAAUCACCAGACAGUUUUCUGACUGUCAGAGCAGGAUUUCCUGAAUCGCCGCCUUUACAUGGAAACAUUGUACUUCCUGUGAUGGUUACUGGAGUUUCAUUUUUUCUAGUGACGUUGUUCUGCCUGUGGAAAAACCAUCCAGACAAUUAUGACUCUUCCAUCGUGUUGUAUACUGGAGCAAUCAACAGACAAACACAAAGAGCAAAAGUUUCAGAUGCUGUCGAGAGGGGGCGCUGCUCUGCGUUGUCCACUGUGGUGGUGUACAGGCCGGCCCUCAGACCGGCCCUCGGACCGGCCCUCGGACCGGCAAGAGUUCGGACUUAUAAAGCCUACAGAGAGUACAGGAACAAACAACUAAUAUUUUCAUUGCUACAUAAUAAAAGUGUAACCCACUCACCUGCCAACGACUAUAAUUAAUACAAAAGUUUAAAGAUAUAAGUAGUUUGUUUCAAGUUUGAACACUUUUGAUGGUAUAACUACGAUGUUCUUGUUCAAAGUUCUGCAUGAUUUACUGACUAUAAGUUUAUUU